AUGUCGUCUGCAUACUAUACGCCGAGCAACCGCUUGAUUGACCUGUCGCACAUGCCCGAAGAAGAUCGUGACGUGCUCAAUGCAUUGUUGGAACGCAAGCUUGGUCUAGUUCCCAAGAGUUUGCGUCUUACAAACUCCAUCGACGAUAUCGCUCUGAUGAACCCACAAUACCCUUACAAGGAGCACGACCUUUGCGGCUCAGCUUCGCUAUCGUGGCGACGUUUUGAACUACAUCAAAGAGGGCAAGCCUUGAACAAGUGGGAGCCCAAUGUGCUUUUGUCCUACUUCGUCAGCAACGUCGAUGGUCACCGCAGCUUCGAGCUUUACUUCGACCAGACAAAGGCUCGCAUCUUCGACUGCCUUACCGCCUUCUUCGCUAAUACGGCUACAAACAUUCAAAAAGCCUACAUCCUUGCCUGUCUUGAAGCUGCCAAGUUCCCGGAUGCCAAGUUUGAGAAGCAGCCUACCAAAUAUCGCAGCCGUUUCAUUCACAUGUUCCAGGAAGACCCGAGUCAGUUCCGUUACUACAGUCAUCAGAAGCGCAAAGAUAACGUAUCCAAGGCGAUAACGCAUAUGGACACUUCGGCAAAUAUGUGGAACAAGAUGGUAGCAGAGCGCGGCUGGCGCGCCGAAGAGGAUGAACUCAAGACGAUGGAGAUGCUUUGUGCGCUGUGCGGCCACCAUCUUAUGUAUGAUCCGAAGACUUUCACGUUCUCUGGAAUGGGCACAAAGACGAUGAAAGAAAGACCUAAGAGACCCACACGCAAGAGGAGGACCAAGACCAAAUCCAAGGCGGCGGAGCUGAUGGAUGUGGUUCAACAGCCGAGCGCACCCCCUUCAAGCGAUAUCUCAAAGCAGGUCCUGUCAAAGUAUGAAGCGCUGUCACUCAAUUUGUCCCCAUAUGAGGAGCAGAUACGCGCGUCUGCUCCUUUCGAAGGUCUCAUCGCGAGCUUCCCUGGUUGGUAUCCCUACCACCAGGUCCAGAUGAACGAUAUCCAGGUACUUGAAUAUGACUUCUCGGCUUUGCAGAGCGUAGCUCCCAGCGCGGAUAAAGGUGAGGGCCACGACGGGAAUAAAGAGGAGGAGGCUGGUAUGUUUGGACGGCCUAACGAAAAGGGCGAACUGGACUUAUCCGGGCUGAACUUGCGCUCACUCAUCCUCGAUUUGGGCAGGCUGAAUAUUGAAGACGCUCAGGACGAUGAGAUGGAGGAUUCCAUAGCGCACAAGCGCCGGAAGGUUUGA
Messenger RNA from Westerdykella ornata, 1242 nucleotides. RefSeq lists its product as uncharacterized. The transcript is spliced from 2 exons. NCBI's taxonomy places the organism in Eukaryota, Fungi, Ascomycota, Dothideomycetes, Pleosporales, Sporormiaceae. The coding region runs from base 1 to 1242 and encodes 413 amino acids. The record is from RefSeq and is a predicted model, not a curated record.